Messenger RNA from Vespa mandarinia (Asian giant hornet), 4555 nucleotides. Its product is annotated as DNA polymerase alpha catalytic subunit-like. Gene Ontology annotation, biological process: lagging strand elongation; mitotic DNA replication initiation; leading strand elongation. Lineage: Eukaryota; Metazoa; Arthropoda; Insecta; Hymenoptera; Vespidae. Gene Ontology annotation, molecular function: chromatin binding; nucleotide binding; single-stranded DNA binding. Gene Ontology annotation, cellular component: alpha DNA polymerase:primase complex. The record is from RefSeq and is a predicted model, not a curated record.
UAUAAAACGUUCAAAUGAAGUCAGUUGCAAGCCAUUUUCGAUAAUAUUCAUUUGCGAUUUAUCGAAAUCGAUGUGUAUAAUCGUCGGACAUACCGCGAAAAAUCUAACAACUGAUGAUGAUAAACAUGUACAAGCAUCAACAACCUCUUGUAUUUCACAAACCAAAAAAAGAAAAAUUUAUAAAAAUAAACGAUGUCUAAAGGAAAUUAAAUAUAAACGUAAAUAUACUACGCUUCAAGAUGUAAUAAAGAAAGUUACAGUAAAAACAACUUCUAAGCCCAUUUCUGAAAUUAUUCCAAACGCGAAUGAUACUGUUAUAAUUAUAGACUCAAGCACUGAUAAUAUUGAUGUAGAAGAUCCAGUGCCUAGAACAUCAGUAGAAGAAAAUGCUAAGAAAGAGAUAACUUCUGUGAUUCCAGCUAUAAAUUUGUAUGUCAAAAAUACUACUCUUUUACAUUCUAAACAUAAUAUAGAUAAAAAAGAAAUUAGUUCUAUAACUCAAACUAUAAAUAUGCAUGGUGAAGAUAUUACUGUAUUACAUUCUAAAUAUAAUACAGAUAAGAAAGAAAUAGCUCCUAAAACUCCAACUAUAAAUAAUUCUGAAGAAAAAGAAAUAAAUUCUGUAACUGAAACUAUAAAUUUGCAUAGUGAAGAUAUUACUGUAUUACAUUCUAAAUGUAAUAUAGAUAAAAAAGAAAUAAUUCCUACAACUCCAAAUAUAAAUGUGAAUCUUAAUGAUAUCGCUGUAUUAGAUUCUAAAUGCAAUACAGAUAAAAAAGAAAAAACUCCAACUGUAUAUAAUUCUGAAGAAAAAGAAAUAAGUUCUGUAACUCAAACAAUAAAUUUGGAUGUUAAAGAUAUUGAUGUAUUACAUUCUUGUUAUGAAACAGAUUUGUGUACUAGUUUUGAACAGAUAUCUGAUAAUAUUAUAGACGUUCUAAGUGAAGAUUUUAGUCAAUAUUUCAAAGACCCAUUUGACAUAUCUUUUAAAGAACCAAGUAAAAAAAUUGAGAAAAGAUUAUCGAAUACUAAAAGUAUAAAGGAUUUAAAAAAUAAAUGUCAGCCAAUAUUGAAAAAUUCUAAAAUGUUAAGGAAAGAUUUUGUAUCUUCCAGUCAAUUAAAUGCUAAUAAGCUAGAAGUACAAAUAGACGAAAUUAAAGUCUCUUCGAACGAUAUAGAUAUUUCUCUUCUAAUUACUAAAAAUUCAAAUGGAGAAACAGUUAGCCGUUUUUAUUGGUGGGAUGCAUAUGAAGAUAUAUAUAAACAACAGGGAAUUGUUUAUUUAUUUGGAAAAGUUUAUAUUGAUUCUAUUAAAACAUGCUAUUCUUGUUGUCUGUCAAUAAAAAAUUUACCAAGGAGAAUAUAUCUUCUACCAACAAAAUAUUUUAGAGAUUCAUUUGAUGACAAUCCAAGAUUAACUACUAUGGAAGAUGUAUAUAAUGAAUUCAAUAAACUUGCAAAUAAAUUAGGUAUAAAAGAAUUUCAAAGUCGACGGGUUUGGAAAAAGUAUGUUUUCAAAGAAGAUGUACAAGAUUAUACAGAAUAUUUGGAAAUUCUAUAUCCAGCAAUAUAUCCAGCUAUAGAUUCAAAUUACACUGGUCUUGCUAUAGAUAAAAUUUUAGAAACUACUAUAUCGCCUCUACAAUUAUUACUUCUGGAAAGAAAUAUCAAAGGGCCAUGUUGGUUAGAGAUCAAAUAUCCUAUAAAAGAUCCAUCUGACAUCACUUGGUGCAAAGUAAAACUGAUUUGUACAAAUAUGAAGAAUAUUUCUGUUAGUGUUGAUUCUCCAAAAUUGCCAUUGCCAACAAUGUUAGUUGCUACAUUAAAUAUUUGUACAUGUCCAGAUAGAGAAACUAAACAUAAUCAAAUAUUCAUGGUUGUUAUUCUUUUACAAAAUGAAUACCAGAUUGUCAAAGAUGUACCAAAGCCACCUUUUAAACAAAGUUUUUGCUUGAUAACUAAUCCAAAUGAUGCUCUAUGGCCAAGUGAAGCAGAUCAGCUGUUGUCUAAUAUUUCAAAUACACAUGUAAUAAGAUGUGAAAAUGAAAGUAUCUUACUGGAACAAUUACUUCGAAUAAUAGAAAAAACUGAUCCAGAUUUAUAUGUAUGCUAUGAUUGUAGUUAUCAAUUUGAAUCAUUAUUACAUAGAAUGUUUAUUUUGAAUAUAGAAAAUUGGAGUAAACUUGGAAAAAUAAAACAUUCUACAUAUCCUGUUACUAAGCAAAAAACAUUCAUAGAUCGAGCAAUAUCUGGCCGUCCUAUAUGUGAUAUAAAAAUUGUAGCUAAAGAGUUAAAAGUAAAAAGCGGAAGUUUUGAUUUACAAUCUCUUUGUACAACAGUAUUAAAUAAGAAAAAUAAUAAAUCCAAGGAAAUAAAACCCGAGGAUUAUUUUUUAUACUACACUAUAGAGAAAGGGUUAGAAGAUCUAAUCAAAUUCACAUUUGCAGACGCAUCGGAUAUUUUAUCUAUAACACUGCAACUUAAUAUGAUUCCAUUUGCAAUAGAACUUACAUGUAUAUCUGGUAAUAUUUUAUCAAAGAUAUUAGCAGGAGGCCAAAUGGAAAGAAAUGAAUUUCUUUUAUUACAUGCUUUUCAGGCAAACGAUUAUAUAUUACCAGAUUCUUCAAAAAUAAACAAAAACAUAGAAAGUGAGAUAUCUGGAAAAAAAAUAUCAACUCAUGAAGGUGGUUUAGUUCUUACUCCAAUAAAAGGAUUUUAUACUACAUUGAUCUUAUUAAUGGAUUAUAUCUCUUUAUAUCCUAGUAUAAUAAUAGAAUACAAUCUAUGCUUCAGUACAAUAUCUGGAGCAGCAUACACUGAUUAUAAGGAUUUAAAAAUCCCAGAAUCAAAUUCAGAACUUGGAGUUAUUCCAAAAGAGAUACGUAGACUAAUUGAAUAUAGAAAACAAAUAAAAAAAUUAAUAACAUUGUCAGAUAUUUCACCCAUUCAAAAAAUGCAAUAUAAUGCAAAGCAAAUAGCCUUAAAGCUUAUGGCGAACAGUAUAUAUGGUUGUUUAGGUUCACCACAUUCCAGAUUUUAUGCCAAAGGAUUAGCUGCUUUAAUUACAUCAAAAGGUAGAGAAAUACUAUUAAAUACAAAACAUUUAAUUGAAAAUAUGAAAUAUGAGAUCAUUUAUGGUGAUACUGAUUCUAUCAUGAUCAAAACUAAUCUUCUUGAGUAUAAUGAAGUUAUUUCUAUUGGAAAUAAGAUCAAAGGAGAAGUAAACAAAUUUUAUAGAAAUAUAGUAAUAGAUAUUGAUAGUGUAUUUCAAUAUUUAUUACUUCUUCAAAAAAAGAAAUAUGCAGCACUUGCAAUGAAAAAAUUAUCAAAUGGUCAAAUAGAAUUAUCGCAAAUACAUAAAGGUAUAGAAACAAUACGGAAAGAUUGGUGUCCAGUAUCUGUAGAAGUUGGAAAAGAUAUACUGAACAAUAUUUUUUCUAAUCGACCACAUGAUAUGAAAAUAAAAGCAAUUUAUGAACUAUUGCAAAAUGUUUCAAAAACCAUUAAAGAGGAUCAGAUACCUUUAUCGUCGUUCAUAAUAUCUAAAGAACUUUCUAAAAAUCUUAAUAAUUAUCAUGAUAAGGGACACCCACAUAUACAGGUAGCCACAAGAUUAUACAAAAGAUAUGGUAAAAUAUGGAAAGCUGGAGAUAUUAUAUCUUAUGUGAUAUGCCAGAGUGAAACUGAUAAAUCCAUUACAAACAAAUCAUACCAUAUAAAUGAAUUUAAAGAAAAUAAGUCCCUAAGGAUUGAUAUUAAUUAUUAUUUAAAGAAACAGAUAUUACCUAUUGCAUUAAGAAUUUGUGAACCAAUUGCAGAAGUAGAUAAGAUAUUGUUAGCUAAAAGUUUAGGUUUGGAUAAUGCAAAUGAACAUAAAGGAAUAGUAUGUACAUUAAAUAAUAAUAAAAAGCAAAUAAUGAUGACUACAGCCAGAUUUAAGCAUUGCAAAGCUUUAACAUUCAAAUGUAUCAAUGAAAAUUGUCGAAGUGAAAUUACAAUUAAAAGUGUUAUGUCAGAAUCUUCUAAUGGUUAUCAACUAUUUUUGAACACUAUAUGUUCUAAUAAUAAUUGUAGAAUUCCUUUAUGGAAAAAUAUAAACGUUAUAUCUAAUGAAUUGGAACUUAAUAUAAGACAAGCCAUAAAUAUGUAUUAUUCCAAUGAGUUGAAAUGUAAAAACCCUCUAUGUUCUAAUGUAACCAAAAGGCUUCCAUUAUAUUUCUAUACAAUGUAUCCCAAAUGUGAUAAAUGUAAUGAAUCUUUUUUAUGUAGAAGAUAUACUGAAACGGAUCUAUAUGAUCAAAUAUGUUUUUAUCAUGAAAUCUUUGAUAUUAAUUGUUUGCAAAAUAAAUUUUCGCUGGUUAACUAUCCAGAGGAAAUAAUAUCAGUAUACAACACACUUAGGAAUAUUGUUAACAAGUAUUUGAAAUGUAGUUCAUAUUUAAUUGUGAACUUUGAUAAAGUUUUUCAAAGCAAAUUUAUAAAAUAUACAGUGCAUGAUUCAGAUUAUGAUAUUUCUUUAAAUGAUUAUGCUCAUAUGGAGAAUAAACAAUUAUAA